CUUACUUCGUAAUCACUGCGUUUAAUAUGUCGUAUUGUGCUAAUUUUGACUGAAAAUAAUAGAGGUUGAAAAUGAACUCCAAUGGAGAGGAUUGCUCAGACGAGAAGGACUCAUUGUGAUUGACGUGUAUGCAAGCUGGGCAGGCCCGUGCGUAUCAAUGGUCAACAUUCUGAAACGGGUCAAAGUUGAAGUCAACGAUGAUCGUUUGUGGUAUGGAAUGGCUUGUUCGGACUCGAUCGAUGAUUUAAUGAGAUUUAAGGACCAAAGUGAACCAUGUUGGCUAUUUUGCGCUGGAGGAAAGCCUAUUCGUGUUUUAAGAGGGUCGCAUGUACCCAACCUUGUCAAUGCCAUCAAAUCUGAAUUCGCACACGAGCUUGAAUGCAUCGAAGGAAAAUCUCGACGAAAUUUCAUCUCCAUCGAUGACGAGGCCAGUAGAAAGCUCAAAAUAGAAGCAGAGGCAGCCAAAUUGGCCCAAUUUGUUGUCGAAGAAGAAGCAGCUGAAUCAUUGAAUGAGAUCCGGAGAGAGUCCAGCUUAAGUUUAAUGACCGCUCUGGAGCCAUACACAGUAGCAAUUAUCCAGCCAUUCCUCGUUGAAGAUGGCAAAGCAAAAGAAAUUGUGGAUUUCCUGGCUGGAGAUUUUAAGAUUGAGCAACAAAUAAACAUGAAAAUGACAGAAGAUUGGGCUAGAAAGCUGUACCGGAUCCCAUACGAGGUGCCUGACCCCAACCAAGAAUUUAUUGAUAUGCCGCUUCAAGGGGAUGAUGGGAAAGGUGACGAUGACGCUUCCGUAGCUGGGGGAGACGAGGACGAAGAGGGUGGUGGCAAAACCCCCAAACCUCAGGUUACGAAGAGUAGUGGAAGACCACGAAGAAAAAUGUUGGAAGUUCCGAUUCCUGAGGGACUCGUUGGAGAAUGUGUAGGAUUACUUUUGGAACACGAAGAAAUUAAGGCACUUGCUAUGAAAAAGCAAAAACCCGUCGGCACCUUAUUGGAAACUGCAGAUGACUGGAUGAGACUGAAAAUCGGUCCUUUGAAGUACACCGACGCAUUGGAAAUUGCACCAUACUCGCUUCAUGGCGUGUACGGGAAAGGAGAUCAACUCUGCGGUGUAUGGUGUCCAAGAAAAUACGAGGAUAAACGCUUUGCCAUCCUGAAUUUUUUCCCCACCUUCAUGGAAACACUUCUGCAGUACACCACUAUUGAAUCUGGGAAAUAUUCAGUCGCUAUAUUCUCAGCUAAUGUGAUGGACACGAUUAAGGACAAUGCUGAAGUACAAGCUAACAAGACUGACAUUGUGGCUGAAGGGAAAAUGAAAAUUUCUAUUCCAAUGGCAGACGAAAUGCUCAAAUCUUGGGAAGUCAAGGGGGCGGAUAUCAUGACGAAGAAAGCAAAUCUCAUAACUAAUGAAGUUUACGUGGUGAGCUUCAACCCCAAAAACACCUCAUUGAAAUCUGCCUUAGCUACAAUGGUUCCAAUGCACGUUAGCAAAGACGAGGUUUUCGGUCGAAAGGAAACAUCCAAGCUUUUCCCUGACCUCAAACUUCCGCCGGUUGAAGAAACAUUGCCGGAACAAGUGCUUGAAAAAUUCCUAGCUCGAGGUAAACCGAGAAUCCCGUCCCUGACUGCAAUGGACGACCUGGGAGAACCAGUUAUGCCGGAAGUGGCUGAAGAAGGGGAAUCUGGAGAAGGGGAGGAGGAAACAGCUGCCCCCACCACUGCAACCGGUGAAGCUCCCCCAUCCGAUGCUGCUCCUCCAAAUCCGGCCGGGGACGAGGAAAAGGAACAAGAACAUGAAAAUGUGCAAUCGCCAAAACCAGCAGAGGAAGAGGAUGACGACGAGGAGGAGGAAGAAGAUUAAAGACCUGCACCAGUUUCAGACGUUCAAAGUCAUUUCAUUUCAACAAACCUUUCCUCACUACGUGAGUAACAAAAAGACGUCAUGAUUUCGUUGGUGAAAGUGUUAAUAAAUGAAAUGUGAUGUAUGUAUGCAUACAUGUUUAUUAACAAUGUUUUAAUUUAUAAUUUCAAUGAACUUUUUCUUGAAACGCUGCGAUUACGCAAUCACCAGCGUUAAUGUUGCCGGGUGUGCGAACCGGAAUUACUGUAUAUGUAUUUACGUAUGACAAUUGAAUUUACAUACAUACCACAGAGUACAAAGGUUAUUGAGAAGGGUGCUAAUUUUUAACAUUCGGCUAGCUCGUAAUAGAAGUAUUAUUAUGUCAUAGAAUUUAAUUUAAAUAAUUAAACAAAUGCACGUGCUGGAUAACUAUCAACUAUAAAAUUCCACUAAUAAUCGUCCUACGUGCAAAUAUCAUAUCAUCACUGCUCACUUCUAGAAUGUUUUUACGUACGUAUGUACAUACGUCUAGCAUACCGCCCAUUUAACUCCAGCCCGGUUGCCAAUAUUGAUUUUCCUUGGUUUGUUUACUUCCUACACGCCGUGGUCUGGAUGAUACAAAGAUAGGCGCAAGGAGUAUUGUGCUUGAAGGUGAUCCCUCCGUAGGAUAAUAUAGACGAGAAAAUGCGACGCAUUUCGCAAGUUCACGUCGCAAAUACCGGACUGCAUAAAGGGACGCAGUCGACAGCACAACCUCAGUUCAUAAGUGAUCUAGCUUGAAUGAGGAUAUUCAGCUCAAUUGAAAUUACAUAACUUCAGUCUUCGAUAACAAUCAUCUUCACUAAAUACAUACAACAUGG
Folsomia candida is the source of this 2697-nucleotide messenger RNA. RefSeq lists its product as uncharacterized. The transcript is spliced from 10 exons. The record is from RefSeq and is a predicted model, not a curated record. Bases 158 to 1858 code for a protein of 566 amino acids. NCBI's taxonomy places the organism in Eukaryota, Metazoa, Arthropoda, Collembola, Entomobryomorpha, Isotomidae.